Messenger RNA from Aspergillus calidoustus, 453 nucleotides. The record is from the annotation of a GenBank genome assembly. NCBI's taxonomy places the organism in Eukaryota, Fungi, Ascomycota, Eurotiomycetes, Eurotiales, Aspergillaceae.
AUGGCCCCCAAGAAAGCCGCCACUGCCACCAAGGAGAACGUCACUCUCGGCCCUCUGGCCGGAGAUGGCAAGCUCGUUUUCGGUGUUGCCCGCAUCUUCGCCUCUUUCAACGAUACCUUCGUUCACGUUACCGAUCUCUCCGGUCGCGAAACCAUCUGCCGUGUCACCGGUGGUAUGAAGGUCAAGGCUGACCGUGACGAGUCCUCCCCCUACGCUGCCAUGUUGGCUGCCCAGGACGUCGCUACCCGCUGCAAGGAGCUCGGCAUCAACGCCCUUCACAUCAAGAUCCGUGCUACCGGUGGUAACGGUACCAAGACCCCCGGUCCCGGUGCUCAGUCCGCUCUCCGUGCCCUUGCCCGCUCUGGCAUGCGCAUCGGCCGCAUUGAGGACGUCACCCCUACUCCUUCCGACUCUACUCGUCGCAAGGGUGGUCGCCGUGGUCGUCGUCUGUAG